GCGCCUCAAAUACACGACCGGUGACCACAGGUUUGGCGUUCCCGCGAAAGCAACACGUAAACUUCAGUUUGUGAAUCAAAAGUGUUAUUUUAUAUGUAUAUACUCGUUUCCGCACGAUUAUGUACCUGUUUAGUUUAAGCGUAUACAGUGUGUUUAAGUGUGAUAAUAUUUUCUCAUAUUCUUCGAAAAAGUUGUGGUAAAAUCGAGCGGGAAACAGAUGCGCAGAACGUGUGGGUGCUGUGACUCCUUGGAUUUAUGCAUCGCUUGUAUACAAUAUUUAAUGUUUUCGAACGACUGUAUCGCGUUGUUUGAGUAAAAUAUAGUUCUCCUGGUUAACGAACAGUGUUUUUUUACAAACUUUUACAACAUUUUACCUUGUAAAAGCGUGACAUGAACAGGGCGUCUGUCAGAGGACGCCAACGUUGCACUGCGUUCGUAUAGUCCUUAAAUUCAAUGCACGUACAUGAAAUUAAUAGUGUUUAUGAACUGAAAUUAAACGAUAGGACUUCAAAGAAAGUGUUUACUGAAAAUUUGUGAUUUUUUUCCCCCUUUGAGGUUAUGUUAUAUAUAUAGAGGGCGUGACAGUGGCAUAUUGCAAGCAGGGGUUGGUCAUCGUUUCGCGCGCUGGUCUCCCGCGCUUCGAGUUCCACGUCCCGUAUUUUUUUGAAGAAUUACUAUUCUGUGAUAUCUCGAAGCUUGAAACUGUAUCAGAAAAGACUUUAAGAAAUUUUCGUGCUAAGAAACAUUUUAUAAAUGAAAAGUUAUGACACAAAAUAUUGAAUCAAACGCAGCUAAGUAUACGUGCAUUAUGGCGAUCGGGUGCGUGUAAGCUUUGCGCGCUCUUUUACUUUUCGGCAUUUUCCUGGCUAAAUUACGGAGCGUAUACUGUAAUAAUUGAGCGGACGUUAAAUUAAAAUACCGGCUAAUUUAUAUCCAUAUUAAAAAGGUCUGUUCCCGUUCGAAAUAUUUUUUGAACACGUCGACAAUUCCGAAGCAAAAUGCCACAGACGAGUUUACAUGGGAAAAAAUCACAGACUUAUUUACAAGGAGGAAAAGUAGUAACACAAACUUCAAAACGUAAAAGACGGGCAACAGAAAUUUCUGAAGAUUCAGAAAAUGUAUAUCCGCCUAGUAAAAUACCAGCUUUAUCACAUGUGUCAUAUACAGAAUCAUGUCAUACAGUACAUUCUUUAGAAAAUUCAUGUACACCACAUCAAGUAUCUCCAUUGAAAGAGCAACAAGAGCCAGCCACAUGGUCUGAAUUAAGAACUGCAACAUGCUUUUUAACACCAUCAUCUUCUAAUAAUACAUCAAAUAGACCUAGCCCAUUACCAUCAUUUCCAUGGGCUGAUGGUUCUCAAGUUUGGUCUCUUAUGUGUUUGGGAGAUCAAAAGACUAUUACUCAAAGAAAUCCACAAAUGUUCCAAAGGCAUCCAACAUUACAACCAAGAAUGCGGGCAAUUUUGUUAGAUUGGUUGAUUGAAGUUUGUGAAGUAUACAAACUACAUAGAGAGACUUAUUAUCUUGCAAUGGAUUAUAUAGACAGAUAUUUGUCCAUUCAUCAAAAUGUACCCAAAAAUCAAUUGCAAUUAAUAGGCAUUACAUGCCUUUUCAUAGCUGCCAAGGUUGAAGAAAUAUAUCCACCCAAAAUAGCAGAGUUUGCAUAUGUUACUGAUGGAGCUUGCACAGAGGAAGAAAUUUUAGGAAAAGAAUUAGUGAUUUUAAAAGGCCUUGGGUGGAACUUAUCCCCAGUCACUGCUCCUGGCUGGCUUAAUAUCUAUAUGCAAAUUGAAUCAGGCGACUGGUCAAGGCCAAAUGCAUUUAUUUACCCACAAUAUGGAGGUCUACAAUAUUCUCAGGCGGCUCAACUAUUAGAUUUAGCUACAUUGGAUGAAGGAAGUUUGAAGUUCCCUUAUAGUCACAUAGCUGCAGCAGCUAUCUAUCAUACGCAAGGAAGGGAAUGUGCUUUAAGAGUAUCACGCAUUCCAUGGGAGCAGCUUGCACCCUGUGUCAAAUGGCUUACGCCCUUUGCAAUGACAGCUGCUGAAGAACAUUCUCAGUGCCUUUUAAGGUCUACAAUAACACCUGUGGAGUCUCAUUCUGGAUCUGGACUUAAGGCAGCAGUGCCUAAUAUUGUAAUGGAUGAAUCACAUCGUAUACAGACUCAUGUUGUAGAUUUAAACAUGCUAGAAAGGGCGCAGCAACGAUUAGUACAUGAAAUACCUUCUACUGAUACAAAUGAAUCUGACUCUAAUGCUGAACCUGGUAGACAGAGUCCAAAUGAAAGUGGUCUUUUAACUCCACCAUCUAGUAGUCAAAAAAAUUCUACCACACCGUCGCGUCCUCCACCGCAGUUACAUCCGUAUACGUAAUUAAAUAUUUAUAAAUACUUGAUAGUCUUUGAUUCAGCAUUUCGUUUACUAACUGCUGGUGAAUGAUUUUAAUGUAUGUCAGAAAAUAUUAACUGCUUUGAACAGUUUUGCCUUUUGUAAAGUUACACAAUGUGCUAGUAAAUACGGGAUUGCACGAGUGCACGAUAAUUACAAGAUAUACUGUACUAUUAUCGUAAAAAAUACGGUGUUCCCCAUUGAAGUACGUUGUCCUGGAACAAUGAUAUUUAUCAUGUAAUAGUAAGUCUUACAGUACAAGGUGUUAACCAUUUUGUGUAGUAGUGUCCAUAGUAAUACUGAAUUUAUUUAAUAUUAUAUAUUUGUUUUAUUGUAAACGUUUAAAAGAAGUGCCUUACGUAGAGGAAUGUAAACUUACACAUAAGCCUAUGGCUAUCUUCUGUGAUUAUAUCCAUGCAGUGAAUCUUGAUAAUACAUUACAUUAAUACAGGCAGAAUUAAAAAUAACAAAUAUUUUCAUAAAUCUCUGAACAAUAUUAGUGCCUGCGAAAAGUGUCCUUAAAAACAACUGUUUUUAUUAGUACUGAGGUAAAUAUUGUGAAUAGUAUUCUUUUAUAUAUCACGCUUUAUUUUAACGCAACGUAUUAUAACAAUGCGUUAUCAAGCCGGGUGAAUGUAUUUUUAUGUAUAUGUACACUGUGAAGUACUAAUAAUAAAAAAAAAGGAGAGAGAGAGAGAGAGAGCGCGCGCGUAAGCAUGAAUGCACGGAUGACGAUAUAAGACUAUUAAUUAUUAAAAUAAGAUUUAAAAAAUUUCGUGAUGAAUUUACACUGCCUUGUAAUAAAACGCGGCCGUUUAUAUACAUUUGUAUGAAAAAUUUGACAAUAAAUAUUUGUAAAUCUGAUCAUUAA
Messenger RNA from Bombus impatiens (common eastern bumble bee), 3258 nucleotides. RefSeq names its product G1/S-specific cyclin-E1 (gene CycE). NCBI's taxonomy places the organism in Eukaryota, Metazoa, Arthropoda, Insecta, Hymenoptera, Apidae. The coding region runs from base 999 to 2372 and encodes 457 amino acids. The record is from RefSeq and is a predicted model, not a curated record. Gene Ontology annotation, cellular component: cyclin E1-CDK2 complex; nucleus; centrosome. Gene Ontology annotation, biological process: regulation of cyclin-dependent protein serine/threonine kinase activity; G1/S transition of mitotic cell cycle. The transcript has 3 exons. Gene Ontology annotation, molecular function: cyclin-dependent protein serine/threonine kinase regulator activity.